GGGAGGGGGGGAGGGCGUGGGGGUCGCGGCGAUAAGAUAGCGGUGCGGGCACCGUUAGCGCGGUGCGGCACAGCACUGUGUCGCGUGGAACCAUGACGAGCGGGCACGACACGGCCAGUGCAGCAGGCACCCCACAGGACCUGUCCCCGGGCCUCAUGCAGCUGCUGGACCGCACCAAGUACCCGCUGGUGCAGGAGAAUGGCCAGCGCCGCUACGGCCCCCCGCCGGGCUGGGAAGGCUCGCCGCCCCCAGAGGGUUGCGAGGUGUUCGUGGGCAGGAUCCCGCGGGACAUGUUCGAGGACGAGCUGGUGCCCGUGAUGGAGCGCGCUGGCCGCCUGUACGACGUGCGCCUCAUGGUGGACCAGGUGGCGGGCAACCGCGGCUUUGGCUUCGUGCAAUACUGCACGCUGGCCGAUGCCAAGAAUGCACUGCGCACGCUGAAGGAGGUGGAGGUGCGCCCCGGGCGGUCCCUGAGCGUGAGCCGCAGCGUGGACAACAAGCGGCUGUUCGUGGGCGGCAUCCCCAAGACACGCACCAGCCAGGAGGUGCUGGAGGAGAUGAAGCGCGUGACGGAAGGCGUGGUGAGGGUCAUCCUGUACUCCUGCGUCCAGGACAAGACCAAGAACCGCGGCUACACCUUCGUCGAGUACACCAACCACAAGGCGGCAGCCGUGGCGCGCCGCAAGCUGUUCUCGGGCCGCCUACAGCUGUGGGGCGCCGAGGUGAAGGUGGACUGGGCCGAGCCAGAGCACAGCGUGGACGAUGAAACCAUGGCCAAGGUGACCAUACUGUACGUGAGGAACCUGGCUCUGCGCACCACCGAGCAGGACAUACUGCGCAUGUGUGAAGCCUUCGCCAGUGACGUGACGCGUGUAAAGAAGCAGCAAGAUUACGCCUUCGUCCACUUCUCCUCCAGAAAGAAUGCAGAGUGUGUGAAAGACGCCCUCCAUGGCCGCGUGGUGGAUGGGUGUGAGCUGGAGGUAAGCUGGGCCAAACCGAUCAAAAAGGAGAAGAAGGACAAGAAAUUUAGAUCCAUGAUGUGUGAACUAAAUGGGUCCCAGUCCGCCUACCUGCCCCACCUCUCCCUGGCUGGGGAGCCCAUGGUGGUGGUGCCGCAUGUAGGGAAGCUCGGGGCAACACAGGGCAUGCAACACACAGCACACCACCCCAUCACAGCAUCCGCGCAGCACUUAGAGGCGGCGCUCUUCAACCUCCAUGCACCGUCCUUCCUGCCCACCGACGCACACCAGCUUAAGCCGCCCACUGAACUGGUGUUGCCUGGCUAUCCCAACAUGGCUGCCCCGGUGAUGACGGAGAAGAUGACGCAGAACACUGAGGACCAUCGAGGUGGCUUGCAGAACUCCUCGCCAGUGUCAAGAGUCCUACCGCCAAGCCAGGCCCUCCGCGGCACCCCCCUCGCCCCACAGUACUUCAUGGCCACCCCACAGUACUACCUCCCCACGCAGACCAUGCCCCACACUGCCGCCACCCCCCAGGCCAUACCCAUCUCCUCCCAGCCCUACCUCUACCCUGCCACUCCUGCCCUGACUGGCUAUGAGGGCAUCAACCCGUACCUUCAGGCUUUCUACCAGCAUGCCACUCUCUUCACCCAGCCGGCCGUCACCACGCUGGACCGCCAAGGACAGCAGCGCUACGCCACCACCGAGUAGGCAACCACGCAAAAAAGUGACCCCCAAUCUGACCUUUCCUAAUUUUAACUGACCUUUUUUUUUUAACUCGUUUUUUUGUUUUUAUGUUAGUUCAUGUUUUUCUUUCAAGCUUUUUUGUUUUUUUCUAGUUUGCAAAAAAAAAAAAAAAAAAAGUUGAUAAAUACUUGCUAUGAAUCUGCAAAAAAAGUAAAAUCAAUUAAAAAAAGAUGCAAACUUGAUAGAAUUUAACAAAAAACGUGAUAAACGUGCCAUAAACUUGCUGAAAACGUAAAUGACCUAAUAGAAAAAAAAAUACGGAAAACUGAUAAAACUUGAUAGAAAAAAGGGUAAUGGAAACUUGCCAAGAGUGUUUGUUAAAGGAAGAUUGCAAAACACACCACAAAAUUUUCAUAUAACCCUUUAGACAGCACUCUUUAAAUUCAAAACUGGCUCCUUUAAUUAAUCCAGCAGCCCCUUUAUUUAUUUACCAUUUUAACCCAGCAGCCCUUUUAUUUAUUUACCCCUUAAGCCAGUAACUCCUUUAUUUAUUUACCAUUAUUUUUGUUCCCUUUAUGCCAGUAGCCCCUUUAUUUAUUUACCAUUAUUUUUGUUUCCUCUAGGCCAGUAAUCCCUCUCACAUGGAAGAAAACAAUAAAUAAAUAGAGAAGGAGAAAAAAAAGAUAGAUGAUGUAGGAAUGUUGUCUUUUGCAAGGGACAUUAAACUUGCUGAGAGAGAGAGAGAGAGAGAGAGAGAGAGAGAGAGAGAGAGAGAGAGAGGCUUUAUAACAUUACAUAAUUUUAUAGAAAACCAUAUCAGAGUUAUAUCUUAUCCUUUUCACUACUUUUCCUUGUCAUAGAAGCUUUAUAAUAUAACUUAGGUGUAAUAUAGAAGUGAAGCUAAGGUGGUGGUGGUGGUGGUGGUGGUAGGAGGAAAGAAGAAGAAGGAGGAGGAGGAGGAGAGAAGGAGGGCAUUCAUAGCUAUUUAUUGAAGUAGUAACACAUGCUCAGAAGGAGGAGGAGGAGGAGGAGGAGGAGGAUGAAGAAGAGGAGAAGGACAUUCAUAGCUAUUUAUUGAAGUAAUAACACAUUUAUCUAUUGACAGGCUUAUAAAAUUACCGAUAUGCUUAUAAGAAGAGGAAGAGGAGAAGGAGGAGGAGGAGGAGGAAGAAGAGGAGGAGGAGGACAUUCAUAGUUAUUUAUUGAAGUAGUAACAUAUUUCUCUAUACAUUUAUCUAUUGACAGGCUUAAAAAAUUUACCGGUAUGCUUCGAACUGGGCUGUGUUUGUGUGUAUUUUUAUCAUCCUCUCAUCCUUCACAUUUCUUAUACAAAACACUCUUAUUUCUUGGUCACUCCUGUUACUUUACCUAUUUAUCAGUGCUGUGCCUUGGUAACUCUCUUUAACUGGCUCAGGUGGGAGUUAUAGAGGGUUUUAACACCUUUGGUACCAGGACACAUUUUUACCUUGAGAUUUGUGCACAAUUAGACCAUUUUAUUAACAUUAAGAAGGGUCAAUGGAGGUCAGAGGAUUAAUGGCCACAGUCUUCACUAUUCUAAUCUCCCACAUGAGUUUCUGAAACUGUAUAAAAUCAUCAAAUAGUAACCAGAAUGAAUAUGGAAAUGUGUUAUGGUACUGAAAGGGUUAAUUAAAGAGUGUUUGGAAGGUUACAGUGAUAGGUGAACAUAAGGGGAAGAUUCAACAAAGGAUUCUGAUGAGUAAAGGAGGGGGUUCUAAUAAAUAAAAGGAUUCUAAUGGGUAAACAAAGGAUUCUAAUGGGAGAAUAAAGGAUUUUGAGAGGUUAAUAUAGGAUUGCAAUAAAAACAAAGGAUUCUGAUAGAUAUAUAAAAGGAUUUCAUUAGGUAGACAAAGGAUUCUAAUGGAUAAACAAAGGAUUCUGGUGAAUAAACAAAGGAAUCUAGUGGAUAAACAAAAGAUCCUAAUAAAUAAAGGAUCGUAAUGGGUAAACAAAGGAUUCUGAUAGAUAAAUGAAGGAUUUUGAGGUAAACAAAGGAUCACAAUGAAUAAAUGAAUGGAUUCUAAUUAAACAAAGGAUUCUGAUUGCUAAAAAAAAUGCAAUGAUGAUAGAAAAAAGAAAGAAAGAUUGAAGAAAAGAGAUAGAUGUGUUUCAUGAGGUUAGUUUGUGUAUGAGAGAGGGAAUACAGGAAGAAGAAGAAGAAGAGGAGGAGGAGUUGGAGAGAGGAUGAGUGUAGAAGGCUAGUCAGGUUUAGUGGAAGAUGAAGAUAGAGAAAAGUAACUGAAUAUUUUAUUUUUUAUUUAUUUUUUAUUUGUAUUUUGACUAUCCCUGGUCUAAAGGCUGUAUAUGUGUGUAUGUAUGUAUGUAUGUAUGUAUGUAUGUUUGUGUGCGUGUGUAUCAUUGUGUAUGUAUGAUAAUUUGAUAAGGGUUCGAGAGAGAGAGAGAGAGAGAGAGAGAGAUAGGACUGAAAACCCUCCUCUAUAUAUUUUUAUCAUUUAUUAAGACACGAAUAGAAGAGGAGAGGUGAAAAGGGGCAAUUAUGUCAUUUAUAACUCUCUAAUCCCUUUUCAUGUCACUUAAUAUUCCCCAAUCCUUUAUAUAGGACUGAGAAUCUUCUUCUCUGUAUCUAAUCCUACAACAAGACAAGGCGAGUGGAAGAGGAGUGAAAAAAAGAUAAAUUAUGGCAUUUAUAACUCUAUCUCUGUAUUUCAUGGCAUUUAUUACCUUUUUUUUUGUAGGACUGGAAACUUUUUUGUGGAAGUGAGCAGUGAAAAUGGAGAAAAAUCAUUGCAUUUAUACAUUAUGGCUUUUAUAACUCUAUUUCUUUCUAUUUCAUGGCAUUUAUUACUUUUUAAUCUUUCGUGUAGGACUGGAAACCUUCUGUGUAUUUUUUUAAAUUUCUAUGACAAGGAAAGGAAGUUAGAGUUGAAAAGAGAAGAAUUCCGGUAUUUAUAUAUUUUCAAUCCUUUUAUUUAGGACUGGAAACCUUCUAUGUAUUUUUUUUUAUUUCUAUGGCAAGGAAAGGAAAUUAGAGGUGAAAAAAAAAGAAUCACAGCAUUUAUACAUCUCCAAUCCUUUCAUUUAGGACUGGAAACCUUCUAUGGCAUUUAUUACUCUUUAAUCCUUUGUGUAGGUUGAGAAAAUAAUAAAUGAGUAUUUUUUGUAGAA
Molecule: messenger RNA, 4790 nt
Organism: Portunus trituberculatus (swimming crab)
Lineage: Eukaryota; Metazoa; Arthropoda; Malacostraca; Decapoda; Portunidae
Product: probable RNA-binding protein 46
Exons: 8
Coding region: 93-1670 (525 amino acids)
Cellular component (GO): nucleus
Molecular function (GO): mRNA binding
Source: RefSeq, a predicted model, not a curated record